Aspergillus ochraceoroseus IBT 24754 is the source of this 3500-nucleotide messenger RNA. Its product is annotated as rRNA-processing protein UTP22. Gene Ontology annotation, cellular component: small-subunit processome; CURI complex; UTP-C complex. The record is from RefSeq and is a predicted model, not a curated record. Gene Ontology annotation, biological process: rRNA processing; tRNA export from nucleus. The coding region runs from base 37 to 3342 and encodes 1101 amino acids. NCBI's taxonomy places the organism in Eukaryota, Fungi, Ascomycota, Eurotiomycetes, Eurotiales, Aspergillaceae. The transcript has a single exon.
GCGUCGCUAGGCUCUUUCACCCAUUAUACCUCCACAAUGUCUGGUCAUACGGCAAAGAGAAGGAGAUUGAGUCCCUCUCCAGAGGACAUAUCAUCCAAUUCCAGCGCAAAUCGGUCCCAUAACAAGAGCUCGUCCCAUAGCUCAAAGCACGCGGAUAUCUCGACUUCCGGGGCCAUGGCCAAACAAGUUAAGAAUGCCCGUUCAGCGGAAGUCGCACUGGCAAAUGGAUUCUACAAAUCUAGUUUCUUCAAACUGCAAAUGGAUGAGUUGUUGUCCGAAUCGAGGCCGAAUUACGACAAGCAACUCGCGAAACUCAAAGAUGUCCUCCACAACCUCAAGGAUACGAUUGAACGAAUACCUGAGAGAUCUCCUAAAUUACCACUAGACGCCGGCAAGGAACUGCAAAACUUACAUAGCAUCUUUGUUCCAUACCCGGAUCCCCGCCCAGGAAGGGAUACCAAGUAUUCAGUCGCCUAUUCUUCCCCAACGAACAUCAAUGUGGUUGGGAGUUUUGCCCUUAGGACAGGUGCCAGAUCCGGCGAACUCUCUACUAUUGAUAUGGCGGUGACGAUGCCGAGUUCGAUUUUCCAGGAGAAGGACUACACCAACUAUCGCUAUUUCCAUAAAAGGGCAUACUAUAUUGCUUGCAUCGCCGCCGGAAUUAAGGAUGCCGGGGAACUAAGUCUCGACGUCAAAUUUGGACUUCAAGAUGGAGAUGGCCUUCGUCCCAUUAUCAUGGUUCAGCCUAAAGGCGCUGCAUUUUCAAGAUAUCAAAUUCGCAUUAUCACCGCGAUUGAAGAUUGCCUGUUUCCGAUAUCCCGAACUUUGCCAAUGAAGAACAACAUACGCCAUGGAUCAAAGGAAGGUACUGAUAGCCAGGAACCCACUCCCCUUUACAACUCCUCUCUCCGCUCGGAAGCCACUGUUUCUCUCUACCACAAGUUGCUAUCCAUGGCUGCUCAGAGCUGUGAGUCUUUCAGAGAUGCAUGCCUGCUUGGACGGAUAUGGCUCCGGCAACGUGGGUUUGGAUCAACAUUUCAAACUGGCGGUUUCGGAAGCUUCGAAUGGGCUGUUCUAAUGUCGCUUCUAUUCGAGGGUGGGGGUCCGAAUGGGAAGCAGGUUCUCCUGAAAUCUUAUAGUAGCUAUCAGCUGUUCAAAGCAACUUUGCAGUAUCUUGCGGGGAAGAAUUUCAUGGAUACUGUAUCGUUUUUCGCCCCCGAAGUUUCCUUCCCAAGGGGUACCCCUGUUGUCUAUGACGGGAAGAGAGGCCUCAAUGUUAUCUACAAGAUGACACCUUGGUCGUAUGCCUUCCUUCGCCACGAGGCAAAUACUACUCUUAAAAUGUUGAAUGAGUCUCGCGAUGACAAUUUUGAGAGGGUUUUCAUCUUCAAGGUGAAUGAACCGCUGCUUAGGUUUGAUCGGCUGGUGACACUCCCAGUUGCAGAAAAUGGGGACGCCCUCGGCGCUAUUCGAAAUGAGCAUGCCGUUUAUGAAGUGCUUGUGAAGGCUCUUGGGGAUAGAGCUGAUCUCAUUCAUAUUGUUAGCGACAGUAUCACUUCUUGGUCGGCAGAGGUAAAGCAACCCCACCGAAAAGCUGGACGUCGCAGCCUGACUGUGGGCUUACUUUUGAAUUCUGAAAAUGCUACCCGGGUUGUUGAUCACGGCCCUGCUGCGGAAGAAAAGGAAGAAGCAGCAUCGUUUCGAUCCUUUUGGGGCGAAAAGGCCGAACUGAGGCGUUUCAAGGAUGGAAGUAUUCGAGAGAGCUUGGUGUGGUCGGAUCAACUGUCCUCGUCAAUUGUGCAUCAAAUUCUUAUGUAUAUCCUGAAGCGUCAUUUUAAUUACGUGGAAAGCGAUAUUGGCUAUAUUGGUGACGAAUUUGAUCGACAGCUUCACCGCAAUGGCGACGGCAUACUGUCCUACUCCAGCCCAUCGUUUCAGCUGCUUACCGAUGCUUUCAAUUCCCUGGAAAAGUCAAUUCAGGAUAUGGAUGGAGUGCCUUUGACUGUUCGACAGCUUGCCCCCGCCAGUUCCCUCCUUCGAUACACGGCACUCCAUGUCAACAAAACUCCCAGCGGUCCUCGCGAUCCCGUGGAUGUUAUUCUUCGAUUUGAAAGCUCUGCGCGGUGGCCAGAUGAUCUUGUCGCAAUCCAGAUGACGAAGGUGGCCUUCCUUGUAAAGAUGGGAGAUGCGUUGACCGAGUCCAGCGAGUUCUCGUCGGGCAUGGUUGGAUUGGAGAAUGAGCAGAGCAAGAUACUGAACAAUGCUUUCCUAGAUAUCAUUCAUGUUUCAGGUGUUGUCUUCCGCAUCAGAAUUCAUCAUGACCGAGAGCAAACGCUGCUGGAACGCCGAGUGAAAGAAUCAGGACUCAACCCACAGACAAAGCAAGAAAUAGCAUAUGCGCUUGCUGCAUAUAAGCGGGUCUUUAUUCAUUCACCCCGUCUCACACAAGCUAUUCGCACUCUAUGUACCCGCCUUCCGCUUCUCUCUCCUACAAUUCGCCUGGUCAAAUACUGGUUCAGCUGCCAUUUGUUUGAUGGGCAUGUCAAUGAGGAAUUGAUCGAGUUAAUGGUGGUACGGGUCUUCACUCAGCCGUAUCCCUGGGAAACUCCCUCAAGUAUCAUGGUAGGCUUUCUUCGAACCCUCCACUUCCUUUCAAGAUGGGAGUGGCAGCAAGAGCCGAUGGUUCUCGAUCUCGGCGGCGAAUUAGACCAGAACGCAAUCGAGACGAUCCGGACACGUUUCUCUGCUUGGCGGAGCAUCGAUCCAGCCAUGAACAGCGUGUCCAUGUUCGUUGGUUCUGACAUUGACCCCGAUGGCGUGACCUGGACCCAAUACGAAUUUCCCUCUAAGGUUGUGGCAGCCCGGAUAUGCACCCUUGCAAAGGCAGUCAUGAAGCUGGUCCGAGAACAAGGUUCCACACUCGACGUACCCCAAAUUUUCCUUCCCUCCCUUGAGCCCUACGACUUUGUUAUCCGUCUGCACUCUAAGCUGCUCCACGAUCGCUCUGCCUCGCUAGCAAAGUACAAGAACCUAGGCGAACAGGAUGAUCGGACUCGCGCCGGGAAACUUACAGUUAUCAAAUCUUUCGUCCAUGACUUGCAGGCUUGUUUCAGCCCCAACAUCCUCUUCUUUUAUGGAAACGAGCAGAGCGAUAUAGUUGCUGGGCUUUGGAACCCGCAAGCCCUAAAACCCAAGAGCUGGAGUUUGGGCAUGACAUAUUCAACAUUGCCUGGUUCAGAAGACGGGGAAGAUAACAAAGUCGUGAUUAACCGCACGGCCAUGCUGAACGAGAUUUCCAGGUUAGGCACGGGGAUGGUUACCGGGAUUGACGUCUGCAAUUAAUGUUCUAUAGUCGGAAGACAACGCAAAAUCUUAUUUUAUUGUUUUACUACUUGACAUCUUGAUUAUUAAAACCUCAAACUACGUACUAACCAACUGUCCUUGAUCUUGGGGACUGAAGGGCAUCAUCAUUCCUGAGGAUUGAAACUUUGUGUAAUGUC